AUGGCGAUGUUUGGGGCUCAGGCAGCUCCGGUGGAUUUUCAUUUGGGACCAUACAAACCUAAGGCUUUCCGAACAAAAGGAGGACGCCCGGCUUGUUUGGUCAAUGCUUCAGUCACUGGAUGUCCCGACAACACAAUCAUCGCAUUUGGCGGAUUUGACCAGUUCACAGAUGAAGUAUAUAACCAUGUUUUGCGACUCGAUCUAUCCACCUUCACGUGGACCCUGGUCGAUAACUACGGCGAGAUCCCCUCAGUGCGCAUGGGACAUACGACUACAUACUGGCGCGAUAACAAGUUGAUCGUCUUCGGUGGCGAGAACGAGAAUAGAGUCUACCUUGCCGACGUCUACCUCUUCGACAUUACAACCUCAACCUGGUCCCAGCCCCAGAUAUCAGGUCCUAGCCCUCGAGGCCGUUCUCGCCAUUCCGUCUGCCUGCACGAUGAUAAACUCUACGUUAUAGGCGGAACUAACGGUUCCGAUGUCCUGGAUGAUUUGGUCUAUCUUGACCUUAAUACCAUGACCUGGAGCCGGGCUUGGAGGUUCGUCGGCCGUUUCGACCACACUAGCUGGGUAUACAAGAACCGUCUAUACGUCUUUGGAGGCUUAACUCAAGAGAUGGACCGUACGGGCGAGCUCUGCUGGCUGGACUUCUCCGAGCACCCGACAUGGAAGUCGUCGAACGGUCUGACACCUCAGCUCUCUCAAACGAACUUCGGUUUUGACCACCGCCAUGGACGUAAAGAACGUCACACACCCAACCACCUCGUUGCUCCAUCAAACUCCCAGAACCGUUUCCCAUCGCCAAUGCGUCAAACUUCCAAUCCAUUCGCUCCGGGUUCUGUCAAUGCUGUUCGCUUUGUUAGGGGUACAGACGUACCUACAGAAACCGCGGGAAACCACUUCCACCACUUCUGCAACAAUACUCUUCUAGACUUUGUAACGGCUGCGAAUACUAUUCGAGACCAUGAAACGUCCUUAUCUGCUCUAGAUCUCGAUAGUUUGGUUUGGAAGCACCUCGCUGACGGUGAGGAUGUAUUUGUGAAUACCAACUACCGCUGGCACUAUCUUGCUAUCUCCCAUGACUCCACGACCGCAUACCUCAUUGGAUGCCCACUCGAAGAAGAAGGUCAAGAACCAGAGUAUCUUAGUGAUAUACUCCCGAUCGACCUCCGCCGAUACGGUGUCACACCUGAGCGUAAAGAAGGAGAAAUAGGUGGGCCCGGUACAAUGGGUUUCGAUCUAGCAACAAUGUUUGAUGACGCCUCGACGUCAGACUUUAUCGUCACUGCUUUAAACGACAACUACUGUGGUGACGACGAAGAAGCAGUGUGGGCUAUGGUACCCCACCCACGAGGUUCCUCUCCCUCUUUAACAUCUCUAUCGACUCAAGGCGGCACUGCCAUGACCGGUAUCACCACUGUCAGCCUUGUAAAUCAUCAAUCCCCAUCAUCUUCAGCCAAUAGCCUCGGCUCCUCCAAUACUCCAACCGACCCUUCAAUCUCCCCAGCAAUCCACGUCCACAAACUUAUCCUCCUCAGCCGCUGGUCCCAUUUCCAACGCCUCUAUGCCGCCAAAAUGUCCGAAUUCCACACGGGAAGACUGCAUAUUCCAGAGCCCUACAGCGUUGUUAAAGCAUUCUUAUAUUACCUUUAUACUGAUAGUAUCGCUCCAUCUCCAUUCUGUUCGGGUCUGGCAACCGUGGGCGGGCUGCUUGUUAUCAGUAAUAUUUACAACAUCCCCCGCUUACGCGCGUUAUGUCUCGGACGAAUCAAUAAGGAAUUGGACGUUGAUACUGCGGCGGGUAUUUGGGAACGUGCUGGCGUCGCCGGAGAGAAUCUAUUAAGGAGUAAAGCGGCGAGAUAUUGUAUGAUGCAUUGGGGACGGGUGGUGAGGAGCGAAGGAUUCAGGAAGUUGAGCAAGAAGGCGAUGUUGGAAUUGUUUGAAGAGAUCGAUGUGGAAGGAAGGAUCUUGGGAGGGGGCGAUCUGGAGGUUGGAAAUGGUGGUGGUGGUAUAGGAGGAGGCUAUGGGUUCGGAGGGGAAACUGCAGGCGAAGGCGACGAUGGAGAGGGAAUGGAGAUUAGUUGA
Orbilia oligospora ATCC 24927 is the source of this 2085-nucleotide messenger RNA. RefSeq lists its product as uncharacterized. The coding region runs from base 1 to 2085 and encodes 694 amino acids. The record is from RefSeq and is a predicted model, not a curated record. The transcript has 4 exons. Gene Ontology annotation, molecular function: protein binding. Lineage: Eukaryota; Fungi; Ascomycota; Orbiliomycetes; Orbiliales; Orbiliaceae.